Molecule: messenger RNA, 288 nt
Organism: Prunus armeniaca (apricot)
Lineage: Eukaryota; Viridiplantae; Streptophyta; Magnoliopsida; Rosales; Rosaceae
Source: the annotation of a GenBank genome assembly
AUGGCAAAUGGGCUCAAUUUGAUCUUCCUUUUGGGUUUCCUACUUCUAUUGUCAAGGGCAGAAGCCAGAUCAAUGCCUGCUGCCUCCAUUUUACCUGAGUCUGAUCCAAAUGCUUCUUCUCCCAAUAUUCCCAUAAGAUCAUCACCUAUUGAGGAGGAACCAAGCUUGGAUUUGGAUGAUGAUGAUGCUUGCAAGGGUUUAAACAGUGAAGAGUGUUUGAUCAGAAGGUCCAUGGUUGCUCACACAGACUAUAUCUACACACAAGACAUCAGCUCUACUGGCCCAUGA